AUCUUUUAUUAUCCGUAACGAUUUUUCAUAAGCUUUUGUCCUAAUGCAAAUAAAACUCUUACCUGAUUGAAAAAUCCAAUCACAGUGUUUACUUCCCACCGAAACAUUAUCCGCUUAAUACUUCAGUUUGAGUAUAAAGUACUAUCCAUUCCUUUAGACAAUAGAAUUUGAUUCAAAUUAAACCCCCCAAAAUUCGGAUCUUUUAUCCAAUUGAAAAGUGUUAUAUAAUCAUCAUCCUUUUACCCUAUUUGUUUUUCACGUCGACUUUGCUAACCAUAGAUACAAAUAAUUAGCUGACACUGUCACAAACAGAGUCUUCUUCCUCCGUCCAAAAUUUCAAACUUCCGGCAACCAUUCAUUGAUCCGCCGACGAGAUGGUGGUCCCUACUUUCCUGCUUCUACUAAUCACUCUUUCACAAGUAAUUCUCAAUCCGAUUGUUUCACUCGCCGAUUCAGCUUAUCCCUCACCCUAUGGCAUUGAUAGCGCAACUUCCUGUCAAUCCACUGGUUCCGAUGACCUAAUUCCAGUCCGCCGUGAAGUUUACGGAGACGGCCGGAUUUUCGAUAUCACUCACCGAUUAACCCCUGAUAUGCCGUCGUGGGGCUUAGAAGAUGGGCUUGGCCAAUUCCUGUGGCUACCAAACAGCAUGAAGAAUGGGUCUCUUGCUAAUAACUCCGAGAUGAAACUUCCGACUCACACCGGCACUCAUAUUGAUGCUCCUGGUCAUGUCUACGAUCAUUAUUUCGAUGCCGGCUUUGAUAUCGACACUCUCGACCUCGAAGUUCUCAACGGUCCCGCAUUGGUUGUUGAUGUUCCAAGAGACAAGAACUUAACUGCGGAUGUUAUGCAAUCCUUACAUAUCCCCAAGGGAGUGAAACGAGUACUUUUCAGAACACUAAACACUGACAGGCGUCUUAUGUGGAAAAAGGCAUUUGACACAAGCUAUGUCGGAUUCAUGAAGGAUGGAGCACAGUGGCUAGUGGAUAACACUGACAUCAAACUUGUUGGAAUUGAUUACUUGUCGGUUGCUGCAUUUGAUGAUUUGAUUCCUUCCCAUCUUGUCUUCCUGAAAAGCAGGGAAAUCAUUCUCGUUGAAGGGCUGAAGCUGGAUGAUAUAGAAACUGGCAUAUACAAUGUGCACUGUCUGCCCUUAAGGUUGCUUGGUGCUGAGGGAUCACCUAUUAGAUGUAUACUGAUCAAGUAAUACUCUCCUUUGUCUCCUAUUCAAACGGAAGCACUGGAGAUAGCAUGGAGUAAAAUAAAUUGCUGUAAAGGGAGACUCGAUUUCCAGUGUAGGGGGUGCAACUUUUCACUUUUGACUGUAAUGUUAUUAGCUUGGUCUGGAUAUGAGCAAAUAACUUUUUCACAGUAGGUUUUAGUUUAAUGGAUUCACGAGAACGAUUAACAUAUUUACAUCAAGUUAGUUUUGUGUUGAUUCAUCUCGUGCCUAUGAAGCUGGUUAAUGAUAAAGUUCUUGGGUGCUGAAA
This is a messenger RNA of Nicotiana attenuata, 1488 nucleotides long. Its product is annotated as kynurenine formamidase-like. The record is from RefSeq and is a predicted model, not a curated record. Gene Ontology annotation, molecular function: arylformamidase activity. The transcript has 7 exons. The coding region runs from base 375 to 1205 and encodes 276 amino acids. Lineage: Eukaryota; Viridiplantae; Streptophyta; Magnoliopsida; Solanales; Solanaceae.